GCGGCCAGCGGGGCAGCCUGACUAACCAGCUCCUCCAGGCCACGCUGUUGGGGGAGGGGGCGAGGCCGGAGCCCCAGGCUGUGGGUGCGUGGGUGCUCUGCAGGCCAUCAUGGGGCUCCCCUGGAGGCAGCUGCGCCCUUGGCUGCUGCUCCUCGUGGUGCUGGUGUGGCCCCAGCCCUGCGUGAGCCUGGAGCUCGUCCCCUACACGCCGCGGAUAACAGCCUGGGACCUGGAAGGGAAGGUCACAGCCACCACGUUUUCCCUGGAGCAGCCGCGCUGUGUCCUGGAAGGGCAUGCCAGUGCUGCCAGCACCGUCUGGCUGGUGGUGGCCUUCAGCAACGCCUCCAGGGACUUCCAGAACCCCCAGACACUGGCUGAGAUCCCAGCCUUCCCGAGGCUGCUGACGGAUGGCCACUACAUGACGCUGCCCCUGACCCUGGACCAGCUGCCCUGUGAGGACCCAGUGGGUGGCAGGGGGGGCACCCUGGUGCUUAGGGUGGGCAAUGACGCCAGCUGCCUUGCUGAUCUCCAGCAGCCACGCUACUGCAACGCCCCCCUCCCUGGCCCUGGACCUUACAGGGUGAAGUUCCUCCUGAUGGACUCCAAGGGCUCACCCCAGGCCCAGACAAGGUGGUCCGACCCCAUCACUCUCCGCCAAGGGAAGUCCCCAGGCUCCAUUGACACGUGGCCAGGGCGGCGAAGUGGUGACGUGAUCGUCAUCACCUCCAUCCUCUCCUCUCUGGCCGGCCUCCUGCUCCUGGCCUUCCUGGCAGCCUCCAGCGUGCACUUCUCCAGCCUGUGGUGGCCGGAGGAGGCCCCAGAGCAGCUGCGAAUCGGCUCCUUCAUGGGGACACGCUACAUGACCCACCACAUCCCACCCAGCGAGGCUGCCACGCUGCCUGUGGGCUGCGAGCCUGGCCUGGAACCCCUCCCCAGCCUCAGCCCCUAGCCUGGCCCAUAUGGCUGGGGCUGGGGCCGUGGGGGACCUGCACCCACGUGCCCCUCCCCCAUCGCACCUCCCCACCCUGCCUGAAAUCCCACCACUAGCAGCCCUGCCUUGGGCUUUCCCAGUUGCCCCGCUGCAGGCAGUGAAGUUGCACUCAGGGGAGGGCUGUGGUCAGCCUGGGCAUCCAGCCUCCGCCGCCAUCUGCCUCUGUUCUGCCUGCCUCGAGCGAGGCUGGAAGGUGACGUGGAGAGACUGCCCUGACAGGAAGCUUCCAGGCCCCAGGAGGAGGCCUGCAGGGGGCCUUGUCUGCCCUGUGCAGGGAGCCGGGCUGGGCCCAUCCUGGGGUAUAUGAGGCCUCCUUCUGUCCCUCUGUCCCAUCCACCAGCGGCUGGGGCUGCAGUGGAGCCUUUAGAGGUUCUUCCAUUGUCCCUGGACGGGGGCCUUUUCUGCGGGUGGCACUCACCAGCUGUAAGGUCUGACAGUGUAGACACACGUUAUGACUUUCCGGCCACCACUCCUAACCCCCUUGCACACGCAGAUGGCUCACACAGUUAUCCACUCACUCUCACGCCACAAACAUUUAUUGAGCUCCUGCUGCAUGCCCUGCACAGUGUCAGACAUGGGCCCUCACGCAGAGCCCGGUGCUCUUCUUGGGCGCUCACUCACUGCUGAGCCUCAGAUGACCACGUGUCCUGAUGUGACCUGUCACUAUUGGGAGGCUAUCACUCCCUCACAUUGUCACAUACCCUCGGGCUCACACUCCUCAGACGAUCACCCCAAUGGACUCUCUGGGGUCCGCGAGCCCCCAUCACCCAGGAGGAUACACUUAACUCAGCAGCGUCCGUCCGCCCGCCCGCAAGGCCGGUGUUCCCACUAUGGCCGCAAGGGAGCGCCAGUUUACCGCAGCCGCAGGGUCCCGCGCGUGCGCACUUCUCUGAACUGCAGCGAGUCCCGCCGCGUGACCCGAUGUCGUAGAGCUACCGCCACUCCGGAGGGUCUCUGGAGGUCAGGGCUCCAGGUCCCACCUCGGCCAAGCCAGAAGGAUGAGCAGUCACGCUCUCGCUUGAAGAUCUACGAUGUGUCGUCCAAUCCGCACAGCCGCCACCGUUUUCUGUAUGGAAAAACUGAGGCUCAGUACCCUCCCCGCCGCGCCCUGUCCACUGUCACCGCACCCCACGUCCCUGGACCCGCUCCCGGCCCCUCUAGUCUGACCGCGGCUCCCAGCAGGCAGGCCCCCCGAGGAGGGUGCCCAGCGGUGGCCAGCGGGGGGGGGGGCCCUGCUUUCUGGAGAUGAAUAAAUGCAGUCUGGCUCCUC
Messenger RNA from Balaenoptera acutorostrata (minke whale), 2261 nucleotides. RefSeq names its product uroplakin 3B (gene UPK3B). The record is from RefSeq and is a predicted model, not a curated record. The coding region runs from base 110 to 949 and encodes 279 amino acids. Lineage: Eukaryota; Metazoa; Chordata; Mammalia; Artiodactyla; Balaenopteridae. The transcript is spliced from 6 exons.